This is a messenger RNA of Angiostrongylus costaricensis, 1149 nucleotides long. Lineage: Eukaryota; Metazoa; Nematoda; Chromadorea; Rhabditida; Metastrongylidae. The record is from the annotation of a GenBank genome assembly.
UUGCUUUUUCAGGCACGCCAGAUACGCUUUCUCAAUUUGCAAGAACAUCAGAGUAAAGAAUUGCUCAACAGACAUGGCUGCAGUGUGCAGAAGUUCAUUGUGGUGGCGAGCAAAAUAUUUAUUUCAUUUAUAUGUGACGGAAACAUCGAAUACGUCGUGAAAGCGCAAAUCCUGGCAGGCGGUCGCGGUAAAGGCCGUUUCAUCAACGGAAGAUCGGAUUUUAGUGGAGUUUUUAUAACAACGAAUCGUUCUGAAGCACUCAAAUCUGUGGGUGAAAUGGUGGGUAAAAAUCUUGUCACAAAGCAGACAUCCAGAGAUGGGGUCAAGGUCAAAAAGGUGAUGAUUGCCGAAGGAGUACCAAUUAAACGUGAGACUUACGUGGCCGUUCUUAUGGAUCAAGAAUCAAAUGGCCCUGUAGUUGUCGUUUCUCCUGCUGGAGGAGUAGAUAUUGAAGAAGUGGCUGCUGUUACACCGGAUUUGAUUUUUAAGGUGCCUGUUGAUAUUAACGUCGGAAUCACUGAUGUUCAGACACUGAUGAUUGCUAAGAAUUUAAAGUUUAAUGGACACCUUGCCACAACAGCUGCAAAGGAAAUCAAACGGUUGUACGAUCUGUUCAUUGCUGUGGAUGCAACUCAGAUUGAGAUCAACCCUUUCGCAGAAACUGAAGAUGGUCGCGUGUUUUGCAUUGAUGCGAAAAUGAAUUUUGACGAUAGUGCUGCGUUUCGACAAAAAGAAGUUUUCGCUAUGGAAGAUUGGUCUGAACAGGAUUCGCGAGAAUUAGAAGCACACAAGCAUCGCUUGAACUAUAUUGGGAUGGAGGGCAACAUUGCAUGUUUAGUUAAUGGUGCUGGUCUAGCUAUGGCAACGAUGGAUAUCAUUAAGUUAAAAGGAGGUGAACCAGCAAAUUUUCUUGACGUAGGAGGCUCAGUAACAGAAGAACAAGUUUUCCAUGCUUUCCGAAUUAUUACAAGUGAUAUACGGGCGAAGUGCGUAUUGGUGAAUAUUUUUGGAGGUAUUGUUAAUUGCGCAACGAUUGCCAAUGGAGUAGUGUCUGCAUGUCGGAAAAUUAGUCUAGAAGUGCCACUUGUGGUCCGUUUGGAAGAUAUUUCAACCAAUAUUCUCGAUAGUUCACAGGCUAGAACUGUUUAG